Rotaria sordida is the source of this 1662-nucleotide messenger RNA. The record is from the annotation of a GenBank genome assembly. NCBI's taxonomy places the organism in Eukaryota, Metazoa, Rotifera, Eurotatoria, Philodinida, Philodinidae.
AUGUCAUUUACACAAAUUGAAGAUUUAUCUAAUGAAAUUUUUUUUGAAAUUUUUGACUAUAUUGAAUAUAAUGAUUUAUUCAAUGCAUUUUUAAAUUUAAACAAUCGAUUUCAAAAUCUUCUCAAUUAUCCAUUUCUUCGAUUAAAACUUCAUAUUGAUCAUCAACCGGAAUUUGCAGUUCAAAAAUACUAUACAGAAUUUGUUAUUCCAAACAAAUAUCGAAUAGUUUCUCUUUAUUUACAUGAUCAAUUAGAUAUCAUUAGUCAAUCAUCAUUAGAUAAUAACAAUUCAUCAUUUAGUCGUCUUGAAUCACUUGUUCUCAAUCAAGUUCAAUGUCAGAAAUUGAUUUCAAUUUUUCCCAUUUUAACAUCUCUACCUCGUCUUUUUUCAAUAACUAUUAACUUUAUUGAUAAUACAGUAGAUCUUACUGAAAUAUAUCGUCUGAUAUUUCUUUUACCAUAUUUGAAAAAAGUCGAACUUUCAGCAAGAAGAAAUUCAUUGAUGAUAUCAUUACCAAUGAAUACAUAUGAACAUUACAGUUCUAUAAAACAUCUAAUUAUCAAGCACGUUUGUUAUGUCGAAGAACUCAUUGUUUUACUUCCAUAUACACCUCGACUUACUCAUUUGACUUGUAUCGAAUUAUCCAAACAAUAUCAAGACAUUGAAAGAAUGCAAUCAAUAAUGAUGGAGAAUUUAACUAGUAUUACAUUAAAUAUAUGUGAUGUACAAUUCGAUGAAUUUGAAAUUUUUAUUAAAAAAAUAUGUAAACAACUUCGAAUUUUAUCUAUCGACAAAAUUCAAGAUAUUGCUUAUCUGAAUGCUAAUCGAUGGGAACAAUUAAUUUGUAAAUAUAUGCCAUAUUUACAUAUAUUUAAAUUUGAAUAUGACGAACAUUAUUAUCAACCUAUUGAAUGGAGUUCUUAUCAUAGUCAACUCAAUCAAUUUACUUCAUCAUUUUGGAUUAAUCGAGGAUGGUUUUUUCAAAUAACAGCUGAUAUAGAUUAUUGGCCACCUAUUAAAAUAAGUUAUUCCAUUUGUACAGAUAUGAAAAAAUACUCUACAAUGUAUGAACAAAUUGUUCCUAUGAAAUUAGAACUUAUUCAUCUUUAUUUUGCUCCAUCUCGACAAGAUUUAAUUGAUACAACUUUACACUUUUUUACAAAUCUUCAUCUUAAUCGUGUAGAUGUUGAUUGUAAGAAAUUGUCUUAUAAUAAAUUUAUUCAACUUUUGCAUAUGUUACCAAAUCUUAAUGCAUUGAAAAUCUUAUCUUUGUCUUCUUUCAAUAUAAAUUGUUUAUCACAGGAACAAAUAGAAUCUAUUCAAUUAUGGUCAAGAACAAAUCAAAUUACAAAAUUAAUACUCGAAUAUUUUAUUGAUCAAAAUGAUUUCGAAAAAAUUCAAUUUUUUAUUAAUCUUGUUCCUCAAAUAGAAUAUUUACAAGUAAAAUGUGAGAAGAAUUUCAAUAUUGAAUUAAUUGUACAACAUAUUUUAUUCAAGACAAUUGAUAAAUUUCUUAAUUUCAAUUUAUUAUGUUUAUAUGUUAAAAUAGCAAAUGAUAUUAUGAUCAAACAAUUACAAAUUAUGAUUAAUCGUGAGAAACUUCUUCAUAAUUAUCAAAUUACACGUUCAACUGAUAGAAUAUAUAUCGACAAUGGAAAUUAA